Trichoderma aggressivum f. europaeum is the source of this 603-nucleotide messenger RNA. RefSeq lists its product as uncharacterized. The record is from RefSeq and is a predicted model, not a curated record. The transcript has 2 exons. NCBI's taxonomy places the organism in Eukaryota, Fungi, Ascomycota, Sordariomycetes, Hypocreales, Hypocreaceae. Bases 1 to 603 code for a protein of 200 amino acids.
AUGCUGUUCGCAAUCGUCUUUGUAUGCACUCGCAUCUCGCAAAUCGUCACUCUGACACCGCCGGUUGGGAUGCUCAGCUGGUUCGUCGGCAAGUUCAACGACGCAAACGUCCUCACCCCCAACGCCAUCCUCGUCCUCUUCAUCGUCACCGUCCUCGCCCUCGCCUGGUGCCUCUUCACCCUCCUCGCCUACAGCCGCUCCUCCCACAACGCGCUCUUCGUCUCCUUUGUCGACCUCUGCUUCCUCGGCGCCCUCAUCGCCGGCAUCUACUUUCUACGCGGGAUCCAAUUCGCCGAUUGUCAAGAUCCCGCGAGGGACGAGAUUUGGUACAACAAGGUGCAUGAUGUGGGCAUCCCGGGCUUCUCUUGGGGCGUCAACAAGCCCUGCGCCAUGCUCAAGGCUUCGUGGGCGUUUGCCAUUAUCAACACCGUCUUCUUUGCCGUGACUGCGUUUGCCGCGUGGAUGCAUGGCGAUAGCGUCGUUGUGGAGGAGCGCGUCGUGCGACGGAGCUCGCACUCGCAUAGCGGCCGUCAUAGCCAUCAUCAUCGCAGCCAUUCGGGCUCUGGGCACAGCUACCACUCUGCUCGGCGAGUAUACGUAUAA